Harpia harpyja (harpy eagle) is the source of this 5168-nucleotide messenger RNA. It is a transcript of the gene ETV4, whose product is annotated as ETS variant transcription factor 4. Gene Ontology annotation, molecular function: DNA-binding transcription factor activity, RNA polymerase II-specific; sequence-specific DNA binding. The record is from RefSeq and is a predicted model, not a curated record. NCBI's taxonomy places the organism in Eukaryota, Metazoa, Chordata, Aves, Accipitriformes, Accipitridae. Gene Ontology annotation, biological process: cell differentiation; regulation of transcription by RNA polymerase II. The coding region runs from base 491 to 1906 and encodes 471 amino acids. The transcript is spliced from 12 exons. Gene Ontology annotation, cellular component: nucleus.
GCUUCAUUCACAAAUUCGAUGAAACAAAGGAGCGGGCGAGCCGAGGCAGCGAGCGAGGCGAUGCACCAAUGGGAGGCCGCCCCCGGGCCCGCAGCGGCCUGACCGCCCGGGCGGGGCGGGGCUGCUCCGGGCUCCGCGUGGGCCGCCAGCCGCCGCCGGGCGAGGGACGGGGACCCGCCGGGGCGGGGGCGGCUGUCCCGGGGCGGCGGGCGGUCGUCCCGGCUGGGAGCCAGCGGGCUCGGUUCCCCAAGUUUCGGCGACUGCGGCGCGAUCGCCGCCUCUGCCGGGCUGCCGGAGGGCCGGGGAGCCGCGCCGACCGCGCUGCCCGCCCGCCCGCCGCCGGCUGGGCUGUCCCGCCGCGGCCGCUGACCUCGGCAGGUGGCGGCCGCCGCCCCCCGGGGCCGCCCCCGGGGCCGCCCCGCAGCCACCUCCCCCUGCGCCUUCCCCAGGAGCCCGCCGUGAGCCGGUAGCCCCGCGCCCGGGCGGCGGGAUGAAGGGGUACCUGGAUCAGCAGGUGCCGUUCACCUUCCCGCAGCAGCCGCCGGGCCCGGCGGCUCCCGGUGGCGGAGCUCUGAUGGGCGCUGGGAAGAGACCCGCGGAGCCGGCCUUGCCGCCGGCGCUGGAUUCGGAAGACCUCUUCCAGGACUUGAGCCAGUUCCAGGAGACUUGGCUGACAGAAGCUCAGGUUCCAGACAGUGAUGAGCAAUUUGUGCCUGACUUUCAUUCAGAAAACUUAGCUUUUCACAGUCCUCCUGCUAAGAUUAAAAAGGAGCCACAGAGUCCCUCCUCGGACCCCACACUGUCCUGCAACCAUAAGCAGCCAUUCCAGUACCACAAUGGCAAGCCGUGCCUUUAUGCCAGUGCCUAUGAUCAACCCAGACAAGUUGGAAUCAAGUCCCCCAACCCAGGAACCCCGAUACAGUCACCGGUUCAACAGUUCCCUAGACAGGACAAGAGCUUCCUGACCCCUGCGGGGCCACCCCACUCCACAUCCAGCUGUGGAUACCUCAACGAAAACAGCUCUGCGUACCAGCCGCCUGUGGAGAUGUGCCAUUCCUUCCCCUCCUCCCAGGGCAUGGCCCAGGAAGACCCCACUGCCUACCAGCGCCAGAUGUCCAAGCCCUGCCUCCAGUACCCUCAUCAGGGCUUCAAACAGGAGUACCAUGACCCACAGUAUGAGCAAGCAAGCCGGGUGGGCAGCAGCCGUCAGUACCCGGCAGCUGUGGUGAUCAAGCAGGAGCAGGCGGACUACGUGUAUGACUCAGAUGUUCCUGGCUGUCCUUCCAUGUACAUAAAUGUUGAGAGUUAUCCAAGCCAUUCAAAUACAGAAGAGACAUUAGGCUGCAGCUAUGACAAGCAGAUGAGGUCCUUUACUGAUGAUGUCUGUGUUGUUCCAGAAAAAUUUGAAGCAGGAGACAUCAAGCAGGAAGCUGGAGGGUACCGGGAAGGACCUCCAUACCAGAGACGGGGAUCUCUCCAGCUCUGGCAAUUUCUUGUGGCUUUAUUGGACGAUCCGACUAAUUCCCACUUCAUUGCCUGGACUGGUAGAGGGAUGGAGUUUAAGCUCAUUGAGCCAGAAGAGGUAGCCAGGCUGUGGGGUAUCCAAAAGAACCGUCCAGCCAUGAACUAUGACAAGCUGAGCCGAUCCCUUCGCUACUAUUAUGAGAAAGGCAUCAUGCAGAAGGUGGCUGGAGAGCGCUACGUGUACAAGUUUGUGUGUGAGCCUGAAGCCUUGUUCUCUCUGGCCUUCCCUGAUAAUCAGCGGCCAACUCUGAAGGCAGAGUUUGACCGGCAGAUCAGCGAGGAGGACACAGUGCCUCUUUCUCACCUGGAUGAGAAUGCCGCUUAUCUGCCGGACCUUGGGAGCCUCCCUCCACAGCUUUACAGCAAAGGCUAUACAUACUAGCAUUGCUGGGAGCAUACUGUGCCACCCUUGCUUGUGUAUAUAAGGAGAUGUCUGGUUAGCAUUCAAUCAGUAUAAGCAUUUUUCCAGGGCAGCCUGGGGCGGCACUAAACUAUGAAUACCUGCUUUGGUCAGGAACAGUGUUCAGGUACACAUGUGGAUAAUCACCUGACAGUUGACAGGGCUCUUGUGUGCUUGUGAUAAGACCCUCAUAGUUGUCAGGAUGAGACUUGUUCUCAGCAAUGCAUACAUCUUCCGAGCAGCGGAGCUGCAGCUUCAGCAGCAUAUCGGGUAAUUGCUGCCUCUAGCUGGAACAAACGAGCCUGUUGCAGUCCCUCUCUUAGGCAAGGGAGAAGAUGCCGUCCUACUGGGCUUUUUUUCAGAUAUAAAGAUGCCACAAUGCUGCUGCUGACUCCAUUCCUCCAGUACACAUACUGAACCUCUGUAUAACCUGCUUUCAGCAAGGGAUGGCUCUAACCCACAUGGACUCACCUCUGCAAGGCCAGUCUUGCCUUCUUCCCAGGAUGGCUGCAUCUGCAGUGGUCCCAGAUCAUAUGCCUUCUGUGUGAACUGCUUUGUGGGAAUGGGGAAUACUUGUUGUCUUGUAUGUGCAUGCUCCUGCCUUAUCACCUCCUUGCUGCUAACACUUCACACCAGGGCUAUCUGGUAUUUAGGCACUCUGCCUAAGCAGGGUAGCUGGAGGCACUGGCUGGGAUUAGAGCAGUCCUGGAGUACACGUCACAACACACAAUUUAGUUGUGGCUUUUCCAGACUGAACAACUUUAACAAACAUCCUCAGGACCUUUGAAGACCUGUCAGGCUCUUGAGUGUGCCUAUCCUGGGCUUUGGCUAGAAAAUCAGCUGAGGCAAGAAAAGAACCUGGUGGAGGUGUGUUAAGAAAAUGCUUUAGAAAGCGACCUAAACCGUAUGUAGUUCUUAAUAUCUGAAUUUAGACUUAACCUCCACAGAUAUUUGCAUGCUUGAGGGAAAUCCUGAUGUGUUGGAAAGGCAGCUAUCUCUGCAGCCCAAUGCAGCACAUGCAACUUCACUAGACUUUGACUGGUUUUCUACAAUAGUGAACGUUUAUAAUGGGCACCACAUCCUCCUUGAGAGGUGCCUCACUUUUUAAUUAGCAGCGACAACCAUGUGCCCAGUUAGACAAGGAGCAGUACAUUGUACCCAUACAGAGAAAGCCUGUUUCCUACUGCUUCAGAUUGAUGUUCCAGCUGCUGAAUACAGAGUACUGCCAAUCCUGCCAAUGAGGUAGCCUGUAGAAGAAAUUCUAUAUAUUGAUUGAAAGCCUGAUCUCCCCCGAUGACUCUCCCCUGCAUGGCUAAUGCCAACCCUCCCAGCCUUCUCCCUGGGCAUGAGGACCAGGAAAGGCAGCUCUCCCUGCCUAAGGAGAGGCCAGAUACUCAAGAGCAGCCCACUCUGCUGAUGCCUUUGCAUGCCCUGAGCAGUCCAGAGACUUGGUGUUCUGGCAGCUCCUGGCCCUCCUGCCUUGCCCUGCUGCUACCUGGCAAGCACACUUCCUCUGGUGUCCCAGAAGUGAGGGUGAAGGAAAACCCUUCCAUUGGUAUAAGCUGCCUUUACUAUUUAUGAGUGUAAAAAUACUAUAAUUAAUAAAUUGGUCUAUGUCUUUGGCCAGUGCACCUUCAUUCAGCCCCUGGCUAGUCCUCCCUUACCUUCUGAGCUUGCUUUGCCCAUCUCCUUGGCACCAGCUCGCAGCUUUGGGUGGCUGAUCGGGAGAGUUCAGGGAUGCGUAUUUACUUCUGAAUCAUGGUGGAGUUCAAGAAACGAACAUUUCACCCCCUUGACAUCCUCACAACCAGUCAUACAACCAGGACUGAAAGAUCACAAUGAAAUAUGUAACCUCCGGCUGCACCUGGUAUCAGGAGAACAGUUCUCUGCACCUGCAGAGAACAUUGCCUAUGCUCCCACACUGACAGUACACUGGCCACUGAGCCAAGCUCCAUGGAUUUAAUUAGCUUUUCCCUGAACUUCAUCUCUCUCUUGAGCAGUGGCACUUCCAGGUUGCUUGCUAGGAAAGUGAGCGUGUUACUACCUGCUGAGCUGGUAACGUGAUCAGGGUAGCACAGGGCAUGCUAGCAAUGAGAGUGGCACCCUGUCGCAGGCAGCAGAGCUGAGAGCACCCUGCCAGGACACAGCCACCCAUGUGGGCCUCAGCAAAGGCUACAGCAAGGAUGGGAGUUACCCUGAAGUGGAGGAGCCCUUUCACACUGCACAUUCCUCAAGAGAAUCAGGUGCCUCCCUAAGGGAAAUCUUUAUGCCUUCUGGAGGCAAAAUGUAGGUGUGGGUUGUACCCUGGUGCAACACUAUGUUUCUAAUGAAUGAGACUAGUAGCUUGCUUUUAUUUGAUAUCUCAAUCUGCAGGAUUCCCAAGGAUUUUACAUUUAUCCACUAUUCUUUGGGCUACCCUCUGCCCAGCCAGUCUUCCUUCCAGAAAGGAAAUUCAAGGAGCUAGUUCACAUUUGGAUGAUAUUUUAUCUCCAUGUUUCACUCAGGUUUGUCAAGUCAGUGCAACAGAUCGAUAGCUGCAGAGCAGUUCUGGGAAUCGGGAAGAUCAGGUUCUCAUAACUGAGAGGCAGUGACCUCCAAAGGGCAGAGAUUUAUAACCAGAUCAGAGGGCUGGGAGUCAAUAAAUACACUCUGUGUUUCCAGUUCAGCAAGACAGAGAGGCAGCUGAUUAGGGGAAGAUAUUGGAGAUAACAGACAAGUGUCAUAAAUUUCUUAGGCUGGUCCUGAAAGUGCCAGCCCCAUCUAACCACACAGAAGAUGUUUCAGCUUUGCCAUCUAGUCACUCACACUCCUGUUCAUACAGCAAAGUUGAAGCAGCUCUUGAUACAGACAGCAGAGCUGUCUUCCCGAGCUGAAUGCUUUUGGCACUUUAGUGGGGCGAAGUGCAUGUUACUGUGUGACAGCAUAUGCAGCUGGUGUAACACACCUUUAAGUGAGUAUCCCUUCACCAUACAAAUUCACAGCUGAGCUUUGCUCUACAUUAGGCAGGUAAGAAAGGUCAGAAAGACAUUGUUCUUCUUCAUGGAAAAGCCUCUAAAGACAAGAGUUCAGCUCGUGACAAACACUCUGACAUCUGGAUGUAAAUAUACCUAACGUUCUCAUGGUUUUUUACUAUUGUUUACUCAUUAUAUUCAAGAUUUAUUCUGGUGGCUUAUUCCUCAGGAUGUGAUGAUGCUUUGGGACCAGCCAGAAAUAAAUUCUCAGCAGUCAUUUCUUCCUAAUGUAA